CACACUCGUUCUCUUUUCCACCACAACAGUUUAGGAAACUAGAGGGAAGAUGUCAUUAAACGGAGUACCCAACGGGCCCACAAACGGCAAUCAUUAUAGGGAAUUGAAUGAACAUUAUGCCGAGGAAUGCAGCCAGGAUGAUAUCGGAACUUUUCUUUUCACCUCUGAGUCUGUGGGAGAGGGUCAUCCUGACAAAAUUUGUGACCAAAUUAGUGAUGCUAUCUUAGAUGCCCAUCUCAGGCAAGAUCCAAAAGCUAUGGUAGCAUGCGAAACAGUCACCAAGACUGGCAUGGUUUUGGUUGCUGGAGAAAUAACAUCUAAAGCAAAUGUUGAUUAUCAAAAGGUUAUUAGGAACACAAUUAAACAAAUUGGAUAUGAUGAUUCUUCAAAGGGAUUUGACUACAAAACUUGUAAUGUUCUGAUUGCCCUGGAAGAACAAAGCCCAGACAUUGCCCAGGGUGUUCACCAAGACAGAGAUUCUGAUGAGAUUGGUGCAGGAGACCAGGGUCUGAUGUUUGGUUAUGCUACAGAUGAAACUGAGGAGUGCAUGCCAUUAACUGUUGUCUUGUCACAUCAGUUAAAUGCUAAAAUUGCAGAACUGAGACGCAGUGGUGUUCUAAAAUGGGCACGUCCAGAUUCAAAAACACAGGUGACUGUUGAAUAUAGAUAUAUAAAGGGAGCUGCAGUACCUCAGAGAGUGCACACGGUUGUCAUUUCUGUACAACAUGAUGAAGAGGUUACACUUGAACAAUUAAGAAAAGAUCUAAGUGAGAAAGUUAUUUCUGCAGUUAUUCCUUCACAGUAUCUAGAUGAAAAAACAGUUUUUCAUCUGCAGCCAUCUGGAAAAUUCAUAAUUGGCGGUCCACAGGGAGAUGCUGGACUUACAGGGCGCAAAAUUAUUGUUGACACUUAUGGUGGUUGGGGUGCUCAUGGAGGGGGUGCAUUUUCUGGUAAAGACUUCUCAAAGGUGGAUAGAUCUGCAGCCUAUGCUUGCCGAUGGGUGGCUAAAUCUCUGGUGAAGGCUGGACUUUGCAAGCGGGUUCUUGUGCAGGUUUCAUAUGCCAUUGGCAUUGCAGAGCCACUGUCCAUAACAGUAUUCAGUUAUGGCACAUCUCAGAAGUCUGAAAGAGAAUUGUUGGAAAUUGUGAAGAAGAACUUUGAUCUGCGUCCUGGCGUUAUUGUAAAGGAUCUCAAUCUCCGUCAACCUAUCUAUCAAAACACAGCUUGCUAUGGGCAUUUUGGCCGCAAAGAAUUCACAUGGGAACAGCCUAAAGAACUGAAAUUUUAACAUUUUCAUGUCUUUUGUUGUGGGAUUUUUAUAAUAAGUGUGCUUCUAAUAGAAUUUUAUAUCUUCUAUUUCAAUAGGUGAUACAAUUUUAACAUUGGUAUAUCUUUACUGUUAUAAUGAAUUGAGAUAGUAAGUUUUUUUUUUUGUUGUUUUUUUUUCUUUUCAAUUUUUGCUUAUGUUAGUCAUGUGAAAUAUUGUCUUCAAAGUUUCAUGUUUAGUAAAAUGUUUCAGCAAAUCAUUCCUUUUUGAAUUAUAUUCAUUCUUAAACUUUUGGCAUAAUUUUAUUUUUAUGAAACUUCUGCCAGUAUUUUUUUUUUUUGUACUCAUAAAGCAUUUGAACUAUGUAGACCAGACUUGGGAUUUCGGGGCUUUUUGCCCUGUAGGCCACAGUAAUUAGAAGGAUAGGCUGAUGUGGACGACAAUGUUUUUGGAACAUUUGUAUUUUGACUAAAAUAUUAUUUUUUUUAAAUAGGAAAAAAGUUUUGUUGUCUGCCUUGGCUUUGUUGCUGCCUUCUAGUUAUUGCAAAUGUGUGAACUUAGUUUUUACUUUUCAUAUUGACCUUUAGCACAUUUGUCUUGUGUUUAUAAACAUUCAUGGAAAAGAGCACUAUUUAUAAACACUCGGGCCUACAUCCCAAUGACUCAACUACAUUUUUUAAUGUGUGGGUUUAUUUUAAAGUACAUUUAGGGUUUGUUGUUUAUGAUAUAUUAUAUAAAUAUAUAUAUAUUGUAUUCAUAUUAAUGUACUUGUUUAUAAUGUACUUCUUGAGCACACUAAAUUGUCUAGACCAGUUGUUUUUUUCCUAAUUCAUUAGAUGUCUAAGAUUUGUAUUUACUAAAACACAUACUUAACACUGUGUGAUCUGAGAGAUUGUUUUAUACAAAGUGUAUGAAUGAGAUGAGCUUCAUGUGGAGCAAUGAAAUAAAGACAUGACAAUUACAA
Molecule: messenger RNA, 2231 nt
Organism: Biomphalaria glabrata
Lineage: Eukaryota; Metazoa; Mollusca; Gastropoda; Planorbidae
Product: S-adenosylmethionine synthase-like
Exons: 7
Coding region: 50-1288 (412 amino acids)
Biological process (GO): S-adenosylmethionine biosynthetic process
Cellular component (GO): cytosol
Molecular function (GO): ATP binding; methionine adenosyltransferase activity
Source: RefSeq, a predicted model, not a curated record